AUGUCAGACAUUGAAAAUGAAAUGGAUGCGCGGUUUGAGGUAUAGUAAGUUGUCCUUCUUAAACGAUUCUUUUUAUUGUUUUUUUAACCAAAUCUAUUCAAUGUUCAGAAAAUUUCCCACAAAUUUAAAUUUUUGAGUAGAUUCUUUUCCUCAAGAACUUCUUCAUUGUUUCCUUUACAAUUGUUUCAUUAGGAGUUGGCAGAAAUUAUAAGGAACGAAAGCAAGCCAGGAACUCGAAAGAAUUCAUCAAAACGUAGAAAUGAUAAAGAGGAGAAGUCCAAGGCACGUAAAUAGCUUCAGUUUGGACAAACCGAUCAUAACUUUGUAAGAGCAAAAUUUCAAGCCCCAUAAUCCCGAAUAUUUUUUUUUUUGGCCAAGCCGUAUCUUGCACGCCUCAGCAAACGAAAUAGCUACGAGCUACGACAAAAAAUGCAUGGAAAAUAAAAAGCGUCAAAGCUAGUCUCCCAUUUUCUGAAGUCGUGUUCUCCUUAGAAGCUCAUUUAUUAGUUCUUUUCUUCAGUUCCAACCCUCGUACUCACUUUUUUACAUUGAUAUUUUAAUUUUCAGCAACCAGAAACACUCAAGAACACAAGCCCUGCUGCAGAAAAUAGAAACGAAGCCAACGAAGACAUUGUAAGAUUCAAAUGAAUAAUACGUUUCUUCAUCAAUGCAUGUCUAAAGGAUAAACUUUGCAAUUGGGUUAUUGGGCAUUUUAAGUUCAAAGACAGGGUCAUUUUGUGUUGAAUUGCACUUUGGAAAUGUGUACCUGGCAGAUUCCGACCCACUUUGCUGCGCAACUUUGUAAAAGCCACCAAAGAAGCCAUGGCGUCCAUAAAAGAGUCCCAUAGUACAAUACGACACCACAUGACCCAGACUCUCCCUCAGCCACCAAAUAGCUAAUGAAUAAAAUUUUUCCUUUCCCCCGCUCCUAAUAUGGAGUCAGCUUAGUAUAGGUUUGACUUUAUUUCAUUUUUCUUUUCUUUAUACCACAGGGAAAUAAAACAAGUUAUAAUCAAAAUGAAAGUGAAAGUCAUAAAGAACCAACCAAGGACGCAGACGAAGUAUGUCACCGAAUUACUUUCGCUCAAUGUUCGGAUUAAUACCAUGCGCAUGGCCUGUCUUUAAUGGAAUUUUCAAUAACAGCCUGUUGGCCUUUCAGCUUGAAAAACUCCCCAGCGUUUUCGGUAGAAUUCUACUUAUUUAAACAAAACAUCCUUAAAAGCUAAAUGCAAAUAAUGAACCUUAAUACUUGUUACCUUUCCGAAUUCUUCAUCACUCGAGAUAAUAAUUAUCCUACGUUAAUGAUAAAAAGUUAUCUGUUUUUCAGAAAACGGCAGACUCUACGAAUGACGACCCUCCAAGCCAACAAAAAAUAACAGCGGAAGAAAAUGAAAAGGUAAGUAUGCCGUCUGGUGGGGACGAAAACAAUUACAUACGCUUGUUGGUAGUUUCUUGGUGUUGGGCAUUGUGCAAACCAAAUGAUAUCGUAAAAAAGAUCGAAAAGACACUGACCCAACAAAAAAAAAAGCAAUACCUAGCCAACAACGUCUUUCGCAACACACUCACUUGGUCAAGUCAUUAGUUUGUGACGCAGUCCUGAAUGGAAUUUAUUUCUUUGUAGAAUUCGUUCCUCAACAAGUAUUUGAGUGAAAGUGAAUCAGAAGACGAGGAAAUACUGCAAGAACCUGAGAAAAAGAAAAUUGAAAAGCAAGCAGAAAGGUACAACCCUUGACUUCCGGACUAGAACCUCAGAUAAAAAUGGUACCCGUAGAAAUAACUUCUUUCACAAUAGAUAUCUCAUCGAGCUGUCUAAGUAUUUUAAGAAACAAAAGAUUUGACAUCUUUACCUUUGCCUAAGCAUUGGAAUUUAGCUUUACUUCAAUUUGUUUAUUUGUCAUUGGCGUAGUUUAAAACACUUUAUAAUGCUAAAAAUCGCCUUGUGCAAAUGUGAACCGUCGUGAGUGUCGAUGCUUGAUUGGUGGCAGGAGCCAGGAGGCGAUUUAAGGGAAGUUUGGAACGUUGUUGGCAAGAUAUGUCAGUGAGGCCUUCGAUCCCUGACCUUUUUAAGAAAAAUAAGAAAAAAGCUGUUCAUUUCACUCUCCUCAACUGUAUCCUGUUUAAGACAUGAGAGGCCUAGGCUAGAUGUCGAACUUUUCAUGAGACGAACCAAACUUAGUUAAGGUAAGUUCGUCUGAAUGAGUUUGGAUCGUCUGUAUCCGUCUGCUUUAGACAAAGAGAGUACGUCUGAACGUCUGAGUGUUUGGUUCGUCACAUGAAAAAUUCGAUGUUUGGCCUUGACCAGGCUUUUUUUUACCAUAUUUCACAUACCUUGGUCAAGACUGCCAAUAGGCUCGAUUACCAGCCGUUGUUCGGGAAAUGAGCCUGCGCUCCUCCCCCGAACAGCUCGGGGAGGACCGAGAGAGCAGCGGAAAUUGAGCCAAGACUGCCAGUCCAGAAAAGAUACCGCCUGUUUAAAACGCUAAAUAGCAAAAUUAUGCACGCUGUAUACGACUGACGACCCCUUUAACUACACUUGCAGGUAUCACAUACAUGUUUAGACCAAACAAGGGAUCCCUCCCAAGGAAACGAUAGAAAGGGCUUAGUUAUACAAGGCCAUGUGAUCCAAACAAGCGUAUUAAGAGUAUAGCGCGUUUUCACUCACCUGACCAGCGUCUAUGCAAAUUCAUUGGAACAAAGGAAAGAGUUUUCAUAAGAAAAGAGUUCAUCUCCCACAGGAUUGGUUUCGAAAACCAACAUGGCCGCCAUUCCAUUGUUUUCGAACACCAAUAUGGCCGCCGUGACGUCAUGUGAAAACGCUCUAUAGGGGAAAAAUCAAUCCUAGAUUAAAUUUGUUUCCAUCAACUUUUUUUUGUUUGUUUUAGCAGGAAGCCUGAUAAAAAGAAAGCAAAAAAGAAAACUAAGAACUCAAAACCACCAACUCAGCGAAAGCCUUCUCAGAGGUGGAAAAACUUAAGACUUGUUGUUGGAGAUGACAGGUAUGAACAUCCCGGGGGGGGGUGGUCGGGUGGUCGGUGGUGCUGAUCGGAAAUUUUGAAUUAAAUCCCUAAAAGAGACCGAUCCAGACGAAGCCCAAGCUUUUUUUGACCCCUAAAAGAGACCAUGUUAAAACACAUACAAUACGCAUAUUUUUAUAUUUUUUCACGUGCAACCCUAAACGAGACCUUCACGGCUAAAUAUGAUGGCGUUUUGCCCAGAACACCCUAAGUGAGACCAAAAUGCGGAGUCCCUCCCCCGGUAUGAACACUUUUAAAGAUAAUUACAAAUUGGCAGACUUAGCCUUGUCCGCCUGUACUACCGGUCCCUAAUACAAUGAAAGGGACUAAUCUAAAUAAAGUACUGUAGAAGGUCACCCCUGGUAACUUAUUAUAUUUAACACUAUUGCAGUGAAGAUGAGGAGAAACAAGUCAUAAAACCUCCACUUAAAGUAAAGCCAACUCGCAAGGAAAGGUAACGUGUAUGCUUUGUCGAAAGGUUUACAAAGAAAUUGGGCAUAUCAGUCUGUUCAUAACCUUUUAUUUGCUCUUAACAGAUCGGCAAGCUGGUGUUCGAAACUAAACACCAUGGAGGCGGAAGAGGGCAGGGGGGGGAGGGGUUGGUGAUCUCUGGGGGAUGGGUUACUAUAGUAUCUAAAACUGCAUUUUUAAGUCAAAAUAACCGCCAUCUAGAUGAUUCUUCGAUAAAACCCUCAGAUCCAUACAGUGAAAAGUUCAAGAAGUGAUAUAUCAACAAAAGUUGAGUUGAUUUUAAUUAAAGGCUGAACCCACAGUAUGUUAAACCGCACAUUCAGUAUUCUAACUGCUCUGAUGACAUCGUUGUGUUUUACAUAAAGUCAAAAUAAUAGGCAAAACCUACGCAGACGGUCCACAGUUUCCAGAAUUCCAACCGCUCAGGCAGAGAGCUCGACAGAGAGCGAGGAGGAAGAUGACCGAGUGCUAGACGGCAAAGUGGUGAGCCCGCUUAAGAUAAUACCAGUAUUUAGAGUCGCUUUUCAGAGGAACUCCCUCCGACAAAUUUUGGGAGUCACGUGACUGUACGUCCGCCCACCCGCCCAAGUUUGUCGUUUGAAGUCUAUUAUAAAUCAAUCAACGGGAGCUUCACUUUCAACUUUAGGUAUAGUGCUUGCCUCUUUUGAGAAGCAUUUGUAUACAGAAAAAACGUAUUGGGGUGCACUAGACUUAGUAAACGCUGCUAUACAAGCACAAAACAUGAGUUAAAAAUUUCCCUGUUGAAGAAUGGGUGCGAAAAAAGUUGAAUGAAAUCUAACAAGGUCAGACCGACGUUGCCAACUCCGAUUGCACCUUCAUGGGGAAAACUGCUCAAAAAAAUACAUGGAUAAGUGACGAUUACUAUAUUUCCUUGCAGAGUGAACUGAUGAUUUUAUUUUUGGUUUGUGCAGAGCGUGGCUGACCUUCCUUCGGAGUACUGGCAAAUACAAAGGCUCAUCAAGUUUUUGAAGGUGAGAGUGUCAUCGCUGUUGAAACAGUGAAUAAGGGAACUAAUUGACAACUCGAAGCAAGAAAAGGCUACAAACAGGGGAAAACAAUACGGCAUAAUGGCGUGGAAGUGGCGUUACGGAUGUUGGAGACGAGUGCUGAGCGAAAGGGUUAUGGGAAGGCAAAAUUCCCCUCUUCGGAUCUCUCCCUUCUCUCUCGCUUUCCUGAAUAGAUAACUAAAUAUCCCCGGAUAAGCGAUCUACUGGAGAGAAAGCAGUGGCGAAAGUAACUUGAAAGACCCACUCAAGUUAAACCUGUUUAAAUCCUGUUUUUCUAGAUUGGUAACCAAGUCGCAACGGUGAUUACGCUGUGUUCUCUGACUGACUUUAACUUAACUCAGGAGAUGACGCAGAUGGCCAUCAGAGAUGUUAAUGGGCUAGCAGUUCUGGUUAAUAUUCUUAGAACUGAUCACAUUAAUUGCCAGGUAAACAAAGGGGGACUUCCUCUAACAGGCUUCAAGGAGGGGCUCCUCCCGAAGAGGUUUUCACUCAAGAGUUGCGGGGGGGAUUACACGAGAUGAGGUAUAGACAAGAGCAAGAAAAACCCUGCCAUUUAGACAUUCAAUAAGGACCUUUCAAGGUGUCUGGAAUAAACGCCCCCUAAACGCUGAUCAAUUCAGGCUAGUUUCCCAACGCUUACUCAGGGUAGAAAAGGUAUAAAAAAUUGUCAAGGUGCAGGAAAAAGAAAAGAUUACCACUUCUGUGGAAGGGAUAUAAAAGGAGAGAAAAUUGUUACAUAGAGAAGUGUGGACACUGACCUGUCAUGGAGUACAUCCGGAAAACAAUUUGUUGUCUACCCCGCACCGCCCCUUCCCCCUUGAUGACCAGAUACUUCCAUGGUUUGCUUGGUUAUUUCUCCUUACAUUUUAGUAAUGUAACCAUCAUCAAAACAAUACCUAUACCCCGCCCCGCCCCCUCCCCCCUCUGAUGACCGGAUACUUCCAUCGUUUGCUUAUUUAUGUGUCACUACAUUAUACUUAUAUAACCAUCAUCUAGAUAAAAAAAAAUAUAUCUGUGCUGAGACUUUUUAGGGUAGCUACUAAAGACUUAUUUCCUCUUAUCAUAGUCCCGGCAGACUGUUUUUAAGACAUCGCAGUUGUCAAUAAGCACAUAGUCCGCAAUGGAGGUCGAGAAUAAAACAACUGAGUGUUUAUCAGGGUCUAAUUCAGCUCUUUACUUUUUGCUCAAUAGAUUGGUGCGUUAAAGGUUCUUCGACAGUUAACAUUAAACAGUAAAUACAACAGGCGAGCAGUAAUUAACAUAGGAGGUAAUUAUAAUUUACAGUCUCGGUCUUGAUAUUUCUUUUUCCUUCCUCCAAUUUCCGUCCCAUAAAUUUCCUACCUACCUUUCCGUCUUUCCGUUUUUUCUUCUUUUACUUUUCCACCCUUUUUCCUUGUCUUCUUCUUCUUUCCAAAAUUUCUUUUUCUCUUUCAGUCCUUUCCUUUUCCAAUUCUGUCUUCCGUUUUUCUCAGCCCCCCAUCCUUUCCUUCAUUCACUUCCAUCUUUCCUUAAAUUUCCUUUCUUCCUACCCGUUCUCCCAAAUCCCGCAGUUUUCCUCAUACACUCGAACCUCNUUGGUUAUUUCUCCUUACAUUUUAGUAAUGUAACCAUCAUCAAAACAAUACCUAUACCCCGCCCCGCCCCCUCCCCCCUCUGAUGACCGGAUACUUCCAUCGUUUGCUUAUUUAUGUGUCACUACAUUAUACUUAUAUAACCAUCAUCUAGAUAAAAAAAAAUAUAUCUGUGCUGAGACUUUUUAGGGUAGCUACUAAAGACUUAUUUCCUCUUAUCAUAGUCCCGGCAGACUGUUUUUAAGACAUCGCAGUUGUCAAUAAGCACAUAGUCCGCAAUGGAGGUCGAGAAUAAAACAACUGAGUGUUUAUCAGGGUCUAAUUCAGCUCUUUACUUUUUGCUCAAUAGAUUGGUGCGUUAAAGGUUCUUCGACAGUUAACAUUAAACAGUAAAUACAACAGGCGAGCAGUAAUUAACAUAGGAGGUAAUUAUAAUUUACAGUCUCGGUCUUGAUAUUUCUUUUUCCUUCCUCCAAUUUCCGUCCCAUAAAUUUCCUACCUACCUUUCCGUCUUUCCGUUUUUUCUUCUUUUACUUUUCCACCCUUUUUCCUUGUCUUCUUCUUCUUUCCAAAAUUUCUUUUUCUCUUUCAGUCCUUUCCUUUUCCAAUUCUGUCUUCCGUUUUUCUCAGCCCCCCAUCCUUUCCUUCAUUCACUUCCAUCUUUCCUUAAAUUUCCUUUCUUCCUACCCGUUCUCCCAAAUCCCGCAGUUUUCCUCAUACAGCCCAACCUCCCGUAAGCGACAGUGGUCGUUUACGGGAGGUGGUCGCUUACAAGAAUCGAACCAAGGGGAGCCUCUUCUGAGAAGAGGUCUGGGUACAUCAAUUUUAUGGAAGAUAAUUUAUUGCACGCAAUUUGUAAGUUACGCCAUGUGUAGUUCCAUUUUGUUACUAAAAUACUAAAAUUCUUCGUAUAUUCAAAGUAGCACAGUGCGCACAGCGAACAUAGACAUCAGAGAAUGCGUCAAUUUGUCGCUUACAAGAGGUUAAAAGCCAUGGAAAAUCAUUAAACUUUCAGGCCCAAAAACUGGUGGCGGUCGCUAACAGGAGGUGGUCGUUUACUAGAAGUUCAACUGUAGCUCUUGUCUGGGAAAGUUUCGGUGUUUUGGAUAGGAGGUCACUUAUGGGAGGUGGUCGCUUACUAGAAGUGGUAGCACACGGAGGUUCUACUGCACUCUUCUCCUCCGCUCCACAUUCCUUCCUUCCUUCCUUUUAUUGCAUGUCGUAGUAUAAUAUCUAAUUCGAAUUUCAUCACUCUUAAGUUGUCCAGAUUUUGAUUGAUCUCAUCGACGAUGCUCGUGCACAGGGAGUCCAAGGCUUAGCUGCAGCUAAUCUGUCCAACAUGGCCAAGUCGAGUUUGGGACGAAAUAUUCUAAAGCGACAUGACGGGAUACAAAAACUCGUGAGUAUUGGAGGAUGUGAGAAACCUUUUGCCAGAAAUCUGGCUAACCGAAGGUUUUAAAAAGAUUUAUGUUAUCUUUUACACACGCGUUUAUUCUUUUCGACCGAGUAUUCCGAGGGCUGUCCAAUAUACCUGUCCUGUAAUAAAGGUCCGUAUAAACCAUGUUACGAUCCGUGCUCGUAUGGACCGAGAAAUUCUGUUAAAGAGUGCUUUUUGCACUUUAUGGGUUAUAGAACAAGGAAUAUUACGUUUGGAACGUGCUUGAUUCGCUUCAUGUAACGAGGAAUUUACGAUCGGUAUCAAUCAAGCACUCCAUAUGGACUGCACGAACCGUAACACAUUGUGCCCUGAUAUAAUGUUGCAUAAGAUGCACUCUUCGUAACUGCUCAGAAUAUGAACUGGUAGUAAUGCUGAGAGUUUGUACAGAGGGUACGAUCCGCGGUCAACGGCUUUUAACGGUCCGUAACAGUGCGGCAGUACAGUAUUAGACAUGACUGGAGUAUUCAACAGCUUCGGAGAUUUUGCUUAGGGCCCCUUACACACUAGUCUACCUCGCUCCAAAAAACGGCUGCGAGGGAGACUACUUACACACAUGUAACCGAUGAAUUUUCAUCAGAACACUGUUUCUGUUUCUUUCUUUCUUUUGUUGUUGUAGGUGGAUUUACUAAACUACGAAGAUGGAAAGGGACGCCGCCCAGACAACCAGUCACCAGGCCAAGACGGGGCAAAACUAGAAGUUGCUCGUAAUGCCGCGCUUGCGCUGUGGAGUUGCAGCAAGAGCACGCGCAGUAGGUUUGUGACGUUACUAGCCAUUACCAUUUUUGGGUAUCAGUUUCGUGCGUUGUGAUUGGUAACAAAGUAAAUCUGGCCGAGAGAUACUGAAAAUGAGUAUAAGCUCAAUAAUUUUUUUAAUGGCGGCCAUAUUGUAACACAUUGAUGAUGAUUGUUGCACUUUAAGUUCUUCAAGAUCUUCUAUCACACUACCAGUAGUCAUUUUCGCGAAAAUCACAACGACUUAGCCCAGAUGACUUUUACCAAUUGUCUUCUCUUAGUUCCGGUGACAUUUUGUCUGACGUUGCCGUCGUGGUUUCAAAGCAUUCUCUUUACUAAUUUCGUACGACAACAAGUGAUUGAACCGGAGAGACAAAACUUUAUCCUUGUUAUUCUAACCGCAAUGAGUAGCCCUUAUCUUUACCGAGAAUGCGCAAGCAUCUUAUUUUUCUUUUGAGUCAAAGUAGAUCGAGAGCACGCGUGAGGGCAAGCGGCAAAGCAGCGAAGAACGAAGGCAGAAGCCCUUCCAUAAUUUUACUUUUUCACUCGCCGCGUGUGGCUCUGAAGAAAGAGCGGCGACGGCUCGCGAUCACCCAGACUGUCUAAGAUGCACAAUGUAGAAGUGUACUGUACUCUUAUAUGAAGAUCUCAAAUUGCUUCUGAUGCAGGUCAGCAAUUUACAAGGCUGGCAGCGUGCCUUUACUCGCUAAACUCAUCAAGCUGGACAAAGAGGAAUUUCUUAUUCCCAUAGUGGGCCUCGCACAAGAGUGCGCCGUGGAGGUAAAUUAAGUAAAUGCACUGUAGAGUAGUCCCAGGACAGCCCUGUCUGGAAUUAUGUUUGGUGUUUCGCUUGGUGUAACGCUUCGGUUAGACACAAAGAACAAAUUCCUGUUGUUAUUUUUGACGCCAGGGAGGUCAGCGUUAAUUGUUCUCGUUGCUUGCUUUGGCUUCGGUUAGAUAUCAUGUGACCCGAGUUAGUAAAGACAGACAUACAACAAUUUAACACGUAUUUCUUUAAAUACCCUACUUGCAUACGCUGUUACUUAGAAAUGGCAUCGUAUUGUUUAAAAAAAACAUAGUAUAUAAGGAAGCAGAUGACAAUAAAAGGCCAAGUGGGCGUGGUGAGGCGCGGGGAUUGAUACCCGAGCAACAUCGUAUCAUCCGCUGUUUUUCUUCCAUAGUCUCGUUUCAGGGAAGCCUUUUACAAGGAGAAUAUAAUAACAGCUAUUGUUCGUCGGCUGCAAACAGAUAAUGAAGAGCUCCAAGGUUACUGUGCUAAUGCAAUAUUUAAGGUGAGUUGGCGACUACCACAUUGACUGAGUCAGGUUUGCCCACUAUACCCUCCCCUCCCGUCUAACAUUAAUGAUUCUAAACGAGAUCAUUAUCCCAAUAUUUUAAGGGUCAUGUAGAAGACGCGUUGGGGAUUUUCCUGUACUAUUUUAGAAAUAUUUUUGCUGCUCAAUUCCGAUAUUCUCAUGACAUUUUGCUUAAGUAACUAAUCAUAUCAUAGAGAGAUAUUAGAUGCGGAUCACUACUAGUGCUCAAAGGGUUGCAAGAACUUGGAUGUCAGACCCGUGUCGAUAAUUUUUCCGCCUCUUUAUCGCAGUGUGCAGAGGACGAAGGCACGAGAAAAGCUGUGUAUGACUGCGGAGGAUUGGAUACGCUCGUUUCACUCCUCUCCCGCCAAGAUAACAAGAAGCUGUUGGCCGCAGUGACAGGAGCUAUUUGGAAAUGUGCAAUAAGUGAAUACAACGUAAAAAGGUAUUGAUGCUGUACUGAUACACUGGAAGAGGCCAAGCGAGUACAAAAGGGAGAAUAUUAUUAAGGACUUGACCUGGUGUUUUCUCAAGUUUAGCGGGCUUCCAAGAAUAGCAUGUCUACACGCAAAACGACCUAUUUAUGCCAGAACUUGAAUUAGUAAACCGAAUUCCACUAGAGAGGUAACCAGAUGUCUGCCUUCAUCCUCUUAUUCUCGAGCAGUGGAUCCAUCACCGCGCUUAAACGGAAAAAUUGAUUUCAUUACGAAAGUUUAGAUAAGAGUUAACUUUCAGAGCAACAAGUGUAAAUUUGGCUAGAGCUGAAUUUCAAAGAAAUGCAAAGUCUUCGUCACCACCCGCUUGCUAGAGGACAUUACUUGAUUUCGGGUGGUUCUCAUGUUCCGUGCAGGUGGGGCGGAUGUACCUGUAGGAACCCACUUUUUCUUUCCUUUCUCCUAUUCUCUUGCUUUUUCAUUUCCAUGUUCAGUAUUUCGCUUAUUCAUACCUAGUCUUGAACCUUAUGUCAUGAGCUGAAAGACUAACCUUCAUUCUCUCACUCAGACUGAUGGAAGUCAACGUUGUGGAGACACUUGUUAAACUUCUUCAAGCAGAAGAAGAAACAGAGGAACUUCCGGAACAGGUUAGUUGCGCAGAUUGUCCAAAGUCACUCUACCUUGACUCUAAUGUUAACAAAAUAGAAAUGCAAAAAGUAAUUACCUUCUUAUUCUUAAAAGCUUUCAAACGAUAUAUUGUAACGUGAUGCUACAGAAAAUAAAGUCAUACUCUCUUUUAAACUUGUUUCUUGAAAUUAUAUUAACUAUCGUGCGCUGUACCUGUACAAUCUCCCGUUUUAACCAGAAAUCCUUGGCAUGGUUUGCAUCUCUUCUAGCCUUCCGCUAUGUUCCCAGCUGGCCCCUUUGACCUGCAUCUCCAAUUGUUCUGAGGGUUAGAAGUAUUGCACUGCUUCCGAAUCUAUCAUUUGGUAAAACUAGCUAUAACACUUGUAAGUUGUAACACGUACUGAGUUUACUCGUCCCCUACUCAUACGCGCCAUUUGACUUUCCAUCGUUCUUAUAACCCGAUUAAGGUUCAACUUCAUAUUGUCGGAGCCAUCGCGGAACUUGCCAAAGACCCCAGAGCCCCGCUGGAAAUGCUACGAUGCAAAGGCUGCAGGACUUUAGUUGACAUUCUCAAUAUACCAAACGAGGAACUUACCAGUACAGCGGCGAGAGCUAUUGCCGCAUGCGCGGUAGAAGUUGGCUGUCGAUCGUAAGUGGUGAUGGUGUUAUUCUUCUUUUUUUUUUUUUUUUAAUUAUUCAUCUCCUUGGUGUUUUCGUUUUAAAAAAGAUGAUGCUGUGGUUUUCACCGUCCUACAGAAAAGACCCAGAAAAAUUUUCAAUCUUUGGAAAUAAAAAAAUCGUAUAGCCCAAGCAGUCAACUCUUGGGUUACAAUCGAUUUAAAGAAAGUUACCAAUUUGAUUGAAAUUAGCCUUUUUCCAUAGAAAAAAGUCAAAUUUACCAAAUUUUAGCACGAAACAGGUUUGUAAAGUAAAAAAGAAGCAAUUCCCAUGUUUUAUGUUAAGAAUUUGCAAGGACGAUACGUAUCGGAAUUCAGUAAGUCAAGCUCGCGUUUUUAGAAAACGAUCACUUUUUUCCCUUCAUCUGGUUACUUUUAAUUAUUACAACAAACACAUCGCACAGCUUUUAAAAUUACAGGUGACUUUUGAUCUGGUCUAGUUCAGUUACAUCUAAGUAUACUUUAUUUCAGAGUAUUCAAUAGAUUGGAAGGACUAAGACUUCUGUGGUCCCUAAUGAAGUCGAGAAACAACGAGGCGAGUAGUAUAUGAGUAUAUAUUCAUGAUAUAUUGUGUUAAAAUGACAUUAAGGUACUUUUUACAAACGAUCGCAUCGCUACUAGUAGAUUACUACUAACAGCAGAUUUAAAGAAAACUAAAGGUUUUGCUUGAUGCUGCUGAUUUUUCAGGUAGUUUCCGGUGCAGCGUGGGCAGUGUACAGACUAAUGCAGGACACACCGGUACGGAAUACAUGAAAUUCGAACCAUAUGCACAGAUGUGAUUAUUGGAUAGUGGGCGAUUUCGCCCAAGAAACUGUCUUGACUUGCGUUUAGGCCUUGUUAUAAUACGCUUAGAGAUAACUAGAAAGUUUUAUCCUGGAAAUGCAAUCGUCCAAAAAAUUAAAUUGAGGAGAGCUUCAGAGAUUCCGGUUCACUAGCUACGUGAGGUCGCGUGCGGAAACGUUUACUUAAACAAAACGUUCAAUUACAUCCUUUCUCGCUUACAUCAGGGUUAAAAUGAUUUCUGUAAUGAGAUCAAAUUCAAAUUUAUCCGUAGGAGGCCUGGGAAACAGCCCGAUCUUUUGUUGGAGGACUGGAUCUGAGUGUUCGUCUGCUUAAGUCACGUGACUUAGAGGUAAGUUGCAACUGUUCACUGAAAAAAGUUGCCAAACUGAAGACAAGUAAGAGAAGUGGUUAUCCUUGCAUUCUUCUACAUACAUUGUAUUCGAAGAGAAACCAUUACAGCCGCUCAAAUAAUUUACUUUCGUUCCCAUUUUACGUUGCGCAUUGUGAAGAUACAAAAUAUCUUUUCAACUAUUUCAGGUUCUUACAAGCGCAUGCGCAGUGAUAUCUAUCGUGGCCUGUGAUCGAGAGAACCUGGGCGUCAUCACAGAUUACGGCGUUGUUCCUCACUUGGCUCACCUUACGCAUAUGGUAAGAAGAUAAUCCGCUGUACUAAUUUAAAACUGCUGGAGCAGCACAUUUUUUGAGCUGAAUAAAGGGUUUGUUUACUUUUAGCGAUUAGCAAGGUUGUUAUCAUCAGUAGACUUACAUCAGCAUAAAGAUUUCAUUGUUGGCAUUAUCAGUACUUUCCAUCAUCAUUGUUAUGGUUAUCUUUAUCGUUAUCGUUAUGUUCAUAAUCAUAACCCCUCUAACAUCAGUAUCUCUCCUUUACUAUCGGGAAUCGCCACAACUAUAAGCUGAAAUAGCUGUAGUCAUUACUAGUUGUCGUCAUCUUCGUAAUUAUUGUUUUUGUUGUUGCGUCCUCAUGGAUUUCGACACUCUCAUUAUAUACUCCCGGCUACUGUCAGAAGCCCAUAAUCCGGAGCGUACAGCUCCCAUACUAGGCCUAUGUCACGGCGUUUUUACGGAUCAAUAUAUAUUUAGACACAUUUUAGGGCACUUUUUCCCGCGAAAGUAGAAUCUCCACCAUGUCUAUAGGCGCACUGGAAGUAUAAAAUAUCAAAAAGGAAAACGGAACGUAAUUAAAAGGCAAAAAAUACAUAUUUUAGGUCUGUAGGUGUUGUUGACUAGUUGUGGAGUUUAAAAAAUAUUCAAAAUUUGCGCCAAAACCGUUCUAAAAAUAAACUGGUCCGAGAAAACGCGGUGACACAAGCGCAAGGAAGUUGCUCGCUCCUGCUACUGUAUAUUUCUGAAAGCCAUGUUAUCGGCUAUAGUGCAUGCAUGCGAAGAUUGUUUGCCCAGAAAUGCAAGGUUUCUAAUGGUUUCCUGUAUAGUGUGCACAUGCAAAGAUCGUUUUCACUUGUCCUCGUUGCGUCAACAACACGUCUAUUAUCAGAGUGCAUUUUUUGUCAUUUUUCUAGACUGACAUACGUCUAAGGCGUCACUUGGCUGAAGCUAUCGCUAUGUGCAGCAAAUGGGGCAACAAUGCCAAACGCUUCUGUGACGAAGGUGCUGUCAAGCCUAUGGUAGAGUACCUGGGAUCACAUGACAUCAUUGUCCAGCGGUCAGCAAUGCGGGCUCUUGAACAACUAGGCAAGAAUCCGGAAAGCUGUAUCAUAAUGCACCGGAGUGGAGUCGUCAAGGUAACGAGCCUCUCUUCAAAAUAUCAUGACUUUUCCCUUGCUGAAUCAAAUAUUUACAAAGCACAUGAUUUCUCUGAACGUCAAGGCAAUAGGUAAAGCAAACGUCUAAAAACGGUCCAGACACAACACGGGUAGUAAAAGGCGCAACACAGCUUUUAAACUCGUUUUGCAAAACAAGUUGAACGUUUCUGUUGCCUGUUUUUAUACUUAGCGUUACCAAGACCAAUUGCAUCCUGUUUUGAUUUGCAGCUCCUGUUGGAGAUGGUUGGUUCUGAUGAUGCUGGACUACAAGAGGCUGCGGCUGGAUGUUUAUUGAACAUGCGACAGCUAGCAAUGGCCAAUGAACGAGCGAGACAGGAGAAGGAAUCGAGGAACAGUGACUCGGAAGCUUAUUGA
Molecule: messenger RNA, 14247 nt
Organism: Porites evermanni
Lineage: Eukaryota; Metazoa; Cnidaria; Anthozoa; Scleractinia; Poritidae
Source: the annotation of a GenBank genome assembly